This is a messenger RNA of Drosophila serrata, 4272 nucleotides long. It is a transcript of the gene bma, whose product is annotated as SCY1-like protein bma. The record is from RefSeq and is a predicted model, not a curated record. NCBI's taxonomy places the organism in Eukaryota, Metazoa, Arthropoda, Insecta, Diptera, Drosophilidae. Gene Ontology annotation, molecular function: ATP binding; protein kinase activity. Gene Ontology annotation, biological process: protein phosphorylation.
AGGGCAGCUUCUCGAAUGUCUUCUCCAAGCUAAUCGACGGAAUGCCCGCUGGCACAAUGUUUGCCAAAUUCAAGAGCACCAACGUGGCCGCCUCCACAUCGAUGCAGAAUGUGGCCGAGGGCAAUCCCAUCACGCAGUACUUCGAAAUAGGCAAGCCGGUGGCCUGUGCCGGCCCAGAGUUGGUGUGGCGCAUCCACGAUGCCUACCGCAAGAGUGACAACAGGGAAUGUUCAGUGUUUAUAUUCGAGAAGAAAAUUGCAGAGAAACUGCAUAAGCCCCGUCGCAAGGAAGCCAUAACGGAGCUGCUAAAGAGUUCGGUGAAAACUCUGGAGCGUUUUCGCCAUCCGCGGAUACUGCAGAUCUAUCAUACGGUCGAGGAGAGUGCGGACACACUGGCCUUUGCCUCGGAGCCCAUCUUUGCCAGCCUCUCGAAUGUGCUGGCCUUUCACGAGUCGAAGACCUAUGAGAGCGCCAAUGUGACCCCGGCGACGGGCGGAGCGGCGGCGGCCCAGGCUCAAGCGGCUGCUCAGGCGGCGGCCAACACUUUGCCCCAGCGACCUGCCCAUGCCAAGGAAUACAAUUUCUUGGACAUGGAGCUAAAGUAUGGCUUUCUCCAGGUGAGUUGUGAGUGGCAGGUGACCAGCAACGACCAGCGUCUCCUGACCCUGUUUGCUAACGUUUUGCAGCUAACCGAGGCCCUGGCAUAUCUACACUAUUCCGGUCACGUAAUUCAUCGCAAUGUGUGUCCAUCUUCUAUACUAAUAACAAAGCGCGGCAUUUGGAAGCUGGCCGGGAUGGAAUAUGUGGAAAGAAUGAACGAGAACGAUUUGAAUAGCUCAAUUCCGUGUCCACCGUGGAGCAACAGGGUGUCCAAGAUGGCCCAGCCGAGUCUGGACUUUAUGGCUCCCGAAACUCAGUCAACGUCCAAGUGCAGCCUGCUUAGCGACAUGUUCUCGCUGGGAAUGGUGAUCUGUGCGGUAUACAACAGCGGAAGGCCACUGAUUCAGGCCGGUAACUCCACCUCCAAUUAUGCCAAGCAACUGGAAACGCUGGAUGAUCUGGUCCACAAGCUGAUGCCCCGGCUGCCAAUUGCCCUGCAGGAGGCCACCUCCCGAAUGGCCAGUAGGGAUGCAACCGCCCGGCCCACCGCCCAGCUCCUGCAGCUCAUCAAGUACUUCAUCGAUCCGGCUAUAAAUGCCCUCAAAUUCCUGGACGUUGUCAACAUGAAGGACACGCAGCAGAAGUCGCAGUUCUACAAGACCACCUUGAUAGAAGCCAUGCCGCUGAUACCACGUAAACUCUGGUGGCAGAACAUCUGGCCCAUGCUCAAGUCGGAGAUCAACAAUAACGAGGUCCUUGCCGCGGUCCUGCAGCCGGUCAUGCUCUUUGUCCAGGAAGCCACGCACACGGAGUACGACAACCUAAUGUCGACCACCAUGAAAGUCGUCUACAAUACACCGAAAUCCAUUCAGGCCAGCGUUACGAUACUUGAGAAUUUGCAUUUGAUUAUCGAGAAGACGAAGCCGGAGGAUGUCACCACGGACAUAAUGCCAAUGUUGUUCUGCUCCUUCGACGGUUCCACGAUACAAGUGCAGAGUGCUGCCGUCGUGGCCGUGGCCAAUGUAUUUGAUAGCAUCGAUGAGCUCUCCAUCCGGCGCAUGGUUCUGCCCAAGGUGAAACUGGUGUUUGAGAAGAACAUUACAGAUCCAAAGAUAGUUCAGAAUGUGCUGAUGUGCAUCGAGCGGGUAAUGGACCGCAUGGAGCGGGCACAGGUCAUGGAUGAGGUACUGCCUUUGCUGGCAAACAUACGGAUUCCCGAUCCCGAUAUCAUCAUGCGUACUGUGCGCAUCUAUCAUAAACUGUUUGUGGACAAAACGUACGGCCUGACCGUGGAGACCAUGGCCACCAAUGUGCUGCCUCUGCUCAUACCGCAUACCGUCAAUCCGGCACUCAAUUUCGAGCAAUAUUGUUACCUGCUGGAGGUGCUGCAACAGAUGCUGGAGGCGAUCGAUCGGCAGCAACGGAACAAAUUGAAGCUGGACAACCUGUCGAUGGCCUCGCCGGAAAGGCACCGCACCCUGCGUCACCAGUUCUCCACGGACAACAUGAAUGCGCCGCCCUUCAACAUACCCAACUUGCGUAUAGAUCAACGCAAGACGUCCAGUGCCGAGGACAUGGCUCGCAAGAACUCUGGCGGAUCCGGCAUGCUGGGCGGCUGGUGGUUCGGUUGCUCGCCCUCAUCGCCGGACAGUAACUUCCUGAGAGUCGGGAACGUGUUCCCCAACCGGCGGCUGUCGGACAACACGUUGAUGACGCCGAAGAUCCGGAUAGCGCCCUCGUGCGCCAGCUCGCCGGGCGGCACUCCGGGCAGCGGGCUGCCAACCAGGAGGCACUCGAGCAUCGGGCCGCAGGAACGGCGGGGCUCCACCAUCAAUUUGUCACCGCCAACUAAAUCUCCUUUAUUGUACUCCCAAAAACAGGGUGGCUCCAUGCCGAACACCUCGAGCAGCGUCCCCUUUCUGCUGUCGUCCAGCAUGCAGAGCAUUAGAUCGCGCCGCCAGUCCACGGUCCUCUCAUCGGGUCCACUCGGCUCCGGAUCGGGCCUACUGCAGCAGCUGGGAUCCGGCAUGUAUCAACUAUUCUCCGGACGUAACUAAGAUCGCAAAAAAAAUACAGAAAUAAAAACAUUCAAAAGAAUCCAAUUACUUUUCAAUGCAAUUUCGGUCCAUUUAUGAAACACCAGUAAUCAACUAACAAAUAUAUAUAUAUAUUAGAGUUAUAUAAUUAUGACAUUGUAAAAGUGUACCAAGAGCAAGCUUAAAACCAAUCUAAAUGUUGUUAGCCAAUCCAAUUCGAUGUGACCAAAACAACAAAGGUAAUCCGCAAACUUAAUGUAAUUUAACAAGAGAAAAGUGUCAAACACACACACCCACACCCAAACACAAUCCCAAAGGAACCACAAAGGACACUAGGCAAAAUGCAAUCAAUUCAUAGAAGACCCUAACUAAUACAAAAAUUUAUUAUAAAUGUUUACGCUAGGCCCACAUAUCGAAUAUUCCUCACAUAUAGCAUACUGAUAUUUUACUAAUUAUUUAAUGCAUAUUCUUAAUGAAAUCAUAUCAUAAAUCAUCACCACACUCAAAGGAAUCAUCGGAAUUUGUGCGACAAAGUUUACUUUUCCCAGCAUACAUACAUAUAUCAUAUCUCUAGCACAUACCUCAAAAUAUGAAUAUGCAAUUAACUACAAUCGAAAUCGAGUACCUACUGUACGACGUACCUAGGCAUCAAGAGAAUCAAAUUUAUCCCAGAGCUUUACGGCAGACGCAAUCAAAAUGAAUAUACAUAAAUAACCACAAAUAUGAAAGGAUAUUUUUUAUCGAUCGAGAGUUCCAGCCUGCCCCCGCCUCAUCAUCCAAUCCAUUCCUAUAAUACUUACACUUUUAAGUACUCCUGAUCAAGCGGAAUAUACUGAACCGACCAGAAAACUAUACCCAAAACUACUACUAAGGUGAAUACACGAAUCCUGAAACAGAUACAAGUCCCGAACAAUUAAUGGAGGCAACAACUCAAUCUCUCAGAUUUAUAGUCAAUUUGUAUAGAUGUGUGGUAGUUGGUAAACUCAUGAAACUACCUAUAUAGUGGAGAAGUCUUCGACGUAUUCAUUACAAAAGCGGCUAUUAAGCGAUUAUCAUUGUUGUGUGGUAUGUUUUAGCGGAAAAUAGAAACCAAAUAUGAAUUUAUAUAUAUGUAUACAAGAAGAAAGCAAGGCGAACUCUACCUAGGACACGCUGAAACCUACUUUAUAUAUAUACACACGAAUGAUCUAUGCUCUGAAUAACACGACACGGAAACGGGACAAUCAAAAUUCUACCGACACAACACUCUUUGCCAAUACACAAUAAUUUACCAAUUAUAUGAAUUAUUCGUUGCUGUUGCGUUUGUUUUGUCGUCUUCGUUGUGUUCGUUCGAUCCUGCGGGAUUUGCAUUUGGUUUAUGCCACGAUCUAAUGAUCCCGAAACUCCAGCAUAUCCUUGCCAUGCACCCGAAUCUGCUUUUGCAUUGUGUUGAGUCCUAGUCUUAGUUUUAGUUUUAGUUGUUAAAGCUCGUUUCGAUGACAUUUUCGGGAGCUUAGACCAGGCAUAUCGGUAUGGUUUACUAGCGUUUAAUCGUAUGUAUAAAUAAUUAGAUUUACUUAAUUUUAAUUAAUUAAUUACACAAGCUAAAGAGAAACCAAGAAGAAGGGGAAAACAAAAAGCUCAAACUGGACUGAAC